Messenger RNA from Histoplasma mississippiense, 279 nucleotides. RefSeq lists its product as hypothetical. The transcript has 3 exons. The record is from RefSeq and is a predicted model, not a curated record. Bases 1 to 279 code for a protein of 92 amino acids. Gene Ontology annotation, biological process: mitotic spindle assembly checkpoint signaling. NCBI's taxonomy places the organism in Eukaryota, Fungi, Ascomycota, Eurotiomycetes, Onygenales, Ajellomycetaceae. Gene Ontology annotation, molecular function: ubiquitin binding. Gene Ontology annotation, cellular component: mitotic checkpoint complex; kinetochore; bub1-bub3 complex.
AUGACUUCAACGCAGUUCGCCCUGACCUCCCCGCCAGCGGAUGCCAUCUCCUCCGUCAAGUUUUCUCCGUAUCCAAAUUCCACGCGUUUAGUAGUGUCGUCAUGGGAUAGAUAUGUAUAUGUAUACGAUCUGCGCGAUGAGAACGGAGCUGUGGGCGAAGGAAAACUAUUACACAAAUUCAAACACCGAGCACCUGUGCUAGAUGUUUGCUUUGGGGAGGACGAAAAUGUGCUAUAUACGGCAGGAUUGGAUUGGGAUGUCAGGAGAGGCGCCAACUGA